UCUGUUCAGUGAGACCAGAGCGGUGUGUGGCUUAUUGUUUGCCACGGCAUCUUGUAAUGCUCACUUGCUCCUGGGAAAACAGGAGCCACGAAUUAUAUCUGAAGAAACCUACAUAAGUCAUUGCCUCAUCCUCUUUCCUCUUCCCCUCUCUCUCACUCAAUCUGCAAGUGCCAAGUUUGAUUCGUUCAUUUGAGGAAGAUUGUUAGGUGCAUUUGAGUUGCAGAAGAAGCAAAUGGAGAAAAAACAAGUUGGGGAGCUUGUAUCGGUGACGUUCACAUGGAAGAUCGAGAAAUUCUCUAGGUUGAGAUCCCAGAAACAUUACUCCGAUAGUUUUAAUGUCGGUGACUUUGAAUGGCAAAUUGUCGUAUAUCCAAAGGGCAGCAGCGGAAUCCCUGGAACGCAAGACCUGUCGAUAUAUUUGAAAGUGGCAGAUGCUUCAGCAUUGCCGUCUGGGUGGAGUAGAUAUGCCCAAUUCACCUUGACUGUCGUCAACCAAGUCAAUUAUGAUAAGUCCAUAACAGUUGAAACUAAACAUGUGUUCUGCGCAAGUAAAAUGGAUUGGGGCUUCACAUCAUUCAUGCCUCUAAGUGAGCUUUGUGAUGUCGCCCAAGGGUUUAUUGUGAAUGAUACAUGUGUUCUUGAAGCUGAGGUUGCUGUCAGUCAGGUUGACUAUAUGGCCGAAGUCCAGGAAACUUGGUUUCGUCCUCCUAUAAAGCCCUCACACCAUGAAGAUGAAAGGCAAGGGUAUUCAGAUGUGGAAGCUGUACAACUUACAGCGCCUAUUUCUGAACAAGUGCUUGCUUUUCAGGAUGCAACAAGUUCUGAACAAAAGCAAACAAAUGCUGAUUUUGAGCAACAUGAGCAAAAAACCUCUGCCCCAGUUGGCGAGCUCAUGGAUUUCAGGGGUUUAGGGAAAAUAGACAAAGCUUUUGUUCCAUUCCUAGAGGAAGUCUGUUUGUUGCAUCCUUCAUUGAUCGAGUGCCAAAGGAAGAGGAGUCCUAUGUUUACUGAAUGGGCAUUCACAGCUUUGGGUAGACUCCUGCAUUUUCUAAAGACUAACAAGGGUACAGAUAUGAACGAGGAUGCUUGUGAGCACCUUCAACUUUUAUGGGAGGAGCUUGAGUCCUUCAGAUUUGACUUGGCUUGGUUGAAGCCUCAUGUUCAGUCCGCAUUGGGUAUGAAGAAGUUUGUGGAAAGGGAACUAGAGGUAAAAGAGCUGAGAAAUAAUGUGGAUGCUUUGGAGAUUGAAGUCAAGAGGUUGAAGGCUAGGCUAAAUUUGGCAGAGUUAGAUUUUGAGGAUGCGAAAAGAGACAUGGGAGAGGCCGAACAAAGCUUUGUAGAAAUAAAUAUGGAUGGCGAGCUUGGUUAUGGUGGGAUGCAUUAGCCGUACUGCUUCUCCCUUUGAUGUGAAAACCAUAUGCAAUAUAUAUAUGUAUUACAGGCAAAACUCCCUUGUUAAGGGUGAUCCUGUAUGUAAGCCACGGUGAGGGAGACCCCCUCCGUUGCAAUAUUUGUUAUGAACCAAACCCCCUCCAUCUGAACACUAUCAAAAUCCCUGUUGUGGAGAGCUCCAAUACUAUCGAGCAACCACUUGUCAACCGGCAUCAUUAUGUUUUUUGUCGGACGGCCAGAUUCGGGGAGUAGACAGCGGUGAUCGCUGAACUGAGCAGACUGGAAUUCAUCAGUGUCUAAAGUUGAAGUAACCGGGGAAGAGCUUUGGAGGAAGGGAACAUUGUAAAUAAUUGUAUCACAACGUUAGCUGUACUUGCAGUGUUUUUAUGCAAUUUUCUUUAAUAUUCAUGUUUAUGCAGAAGCAAGGUUUUAAAGGCGCUAGUCAAGAGACAGGUAGGGGCAGGGGCCUAACGUCUAGGUGUUAACACUCUGCUAGUUCGUUGUGAGACUUAAUCCAUUUUUCUAUCCCUUUGUGUAGAUUGGGUUAGCCCUGACAAGUGCGAGCAGGGAGAUCGUCUGGUACCCCAAACAAUCGGGGGCACAAAAAAUAUUGGGGUGGUAUAUUCAUACAUGUUUUUGUAAACAUGAAAAUUCUAGUGUCGAAUGAAACAAGAACACGUGUACAAAGUAGUUUUGUAUUGAUUUGAAUUUAUAGGUCACAAUCACUGUUUACUUUUUUCCUCUGAUUCAGUCUUCAAAUUUGAUGUAGAUGCGUAGGUUGUUGAUCCAAGGGUUGAGGUGACUUGAUCUCGGACGAACUGUUGAACGAUUGUUUCAAGGUUUGAGCUUGAAAAUGCGUGGAUAAUCUUCACCUCAAGGGUGUGGCAAAGGUAGUGUGUGAUGCGGGAUUUCGUUGCUUCUAGGGUCUUGGCGACUUGAUCUUGAAACGAACGUUGCUACAAGUUUAUAAGCUUGCAAUAAAGUCUUCAAGGGAUGGGCACGAGCGUUUGUUGAUUCUUCAAGGAAGUGCUUUGGCUUUGGUCAAGAGAAAACUUCAGCUUUGGUUGAAUGUUCUUCAAUGAGGGCUUUGGUAGUGUAUUAGUUUUCAAAGGUUUGGUAAAGUUUCUUCUGUAGAGAUUUUUCGACCUUUAUGCUUGUGGGAGGAUCUUGUAUUUAUAGGCUUCUCAAAGCUUACAUUUGGAUGGAUUUGGUUUUAAUUUAUGUCUUAAUUCGUCUAUGGGAGAAUUUAGGGAUGUUUUGUGUCUUAA
Messenger RNA from Pyrus x bretschneideri (Chinese white pear), 2660 nucleotides. RefSeq names its product MATH domain and coiled-coil domain-containing protein At3g58270-like. The record is from RefSeq and is a predicted model, not a curated record. Gene Ontology annotation, molecular function: protein binding. Lineage: Eukaryota; Viridiplantae; Streptophyta; Magnoliopsida; Rosales; Rosaceae. Bases 233 to 1384 code for a protein of 383 amino acids. The transcript is spliced from 5 exons.